AUGCUUUCAAAGCCUCUCCUCCUAUCGACUGCGGCAUCAUCCUUAUUCCUAUUGCUGCUGCCAUUCCGCCUAUUGAAGCUUCGUCAAGAAACAGUCAAGGUCGUUCCGGAACAUCGCGGCCAUGGCAAAGUUAUCGUUGCAAUAAUCUUAAUCUUUGUUCAGUCAAUUAUUCUCGCCACGAGCGCAUUCUCGACAUCUCGACUGGGAAUUGAUCUAGCUUCUGCCAUUGCGUCCUUGGUAGCAUGCGUGGGCCUCUGCCCGCUGCUCUUCCUAGAGCACACCAGGUCUGUUAGACCAUCGGAUCUCGCCAUCGUCUACCUGCUUGUAACUUUGGCUUGCGAGCUGGUCGAGUUAGGAGCCGGGGUCUUUGACAAUGAAUCCGCCGCGAUUGUCGCCCCGGCCCUUGCAAAUCUUUGCGUCAAGGGUGUGCUCCUUAUUGUUGAACUUCGAGGGAAACAACCGAUCCUGCAAGGUCCUCGUGACCAGUGGUCUCCUGAGGAAUUGUCCAGCAUUUUAGAUCGAACCUUCUUCGGAUGGAUCAACCCGAUUCUCGCCCGAGGGAACAAAAACAUUCUGACUGGGGACUCGCUCCCCGUGAUGGACAACAAACCCGAGAAGGUGUUGACGCUACCCAAGGCUCUGUUACGUAGUAUACUGCCGCACUUUCUCGCGCCCAUCAUCCCUCGUUUUUUUCUCAUCGCGUUCCGCUACGCUCAGCCAGUCCUCAUCGGCAUUGCCAUCCGCUCUAUAAACAGGUCAUCCGAGGAAUCUCCAGAGGGCGGGUACUCGGUUGUGUCAAUGGCUGUCGUCGUCUAUGUGGGCUUGGCUAUCUCAAAGGCUGCAUAUCAGCACCGUCUCAACCGCCUAAAGAUCAUGAUCAGAGGUGCUGUCGUCGGUCUCCUACAUGACAAGUCGCUCAAUCAGCAGUCUACCGACUACGACGAUGCAAAAGCGGUGACUUUGAUGAGUACAGAUACAGACAACGUGGUUCAAACCGCCUCCAUGUUCCACGAAACGUGGGCGCAUAUCAUCGAGGUUGCGUCUGCUCUCGUCUCGGUAAAGAGCCUGAAGAUGCUUGGUAUCCUAGCCUAUGCAGAAUCGCUGAUCCAGUCUCUGCGCCUUCGAGAGCUGGGUAUGGCUAAGAAGGUUCGGAAGAUGAUGGUCGCGUAUAAUGCGAGCGCAAACGCUCUCGGUAUCUUAUCUCCCAUCUUCACGCUCGUACUGUACGUUAUUGUGGCGAGACUCUAUGGUUCCGCACUCGAUGCCGAGACCGCGUUCACGACCACUGCGUUACUCGGCUUGGUGACACACCCUGCAAAUAUGAUCAUGACGAUUGUGCCGCAAGCCGUAGGCUCACUAGCGGCUUUCGAUCGAAUACAGCAAUACCUCGCGCAGCCACCCCGGGAGGACCAGAGACUCCUAUUCAACAAAACAGAAGACAGCCUCAUCGACGUUUCACCCGCCAUAUCGUUGGAAGCUGUAACUGUGCAAGGAUAUACUCCGUCGAAACCUCCAGUCCUCAUCAAUAUCAAUCUGGCCAUCAACAAGGGAUCGAUCGUCAUGUGCUCUGGGCCGGUCGGGAGUGGCAAGACAACGCUUGCCAGAGCCCUCUUGGGUGAAGUUUCCACAGCUUCUGGGACGAUAUCGGUGUCAACGAAACGUAUUGGGUACUGUGAGCAGUCGCCUUGGUUACCCAGCGGAACCCUCAAGCAAGCAGUCUGUGGUUUCCUUCCGGAGGAACCAAGCUGGUACCAAGAGGUCAUUCAGCUAUGCUGCCUCGAUGAAGACCUCUUGGCACUUCCCAACGGAGAUAAUACCAUGAUAGGAAGCCGGGGCUUGAACCUUUCUGGAGGGCAGCGACAGCGAGUGGCUCUUGCCCGAACUAUAUACGCCCGCUGUGAGAUCGUGAUUCUGGACGACAGUUUUAGUGCUCUCGAUGGGAAAACGGAAAGUCGAAUUGUUGAAAAGCUCCUCGGUUCCGGAGGUCAUUUCAAGAAGACGGGCACUACUGUCUUCCUCGUUACCCACUCUACUGCGCAUUUCAGCUCGGCAGACCAGCUGGUUGUUCUCGGCGGCGGCACAGUGGCGUACCAGGGAACGUGGACUGGCUUGAGGCAAGAUCCCAAAUAUGCCGCACUCAAAGUUAACAUCAGUGAGACACGGGAUGAUACUAUUGAGGAGCAGCCCCGGGUGGACAAGACUGUGCAAAACCAGAACCUCAAGCUGGCCGAAGCUGCUUCCGAUCUCAGCAGGGUAACGGGGGAUAUUUCUCUCUAUAGUUACUACCUCCAGGCCGUGGGCCUCCGGAACUUCCUAAUCCUUGUCGCUUGCACCUCGACUUAUUCGUUCUUCGUAACGUUCCCCCAGUACUGGUUGCAAAAGUGGACAGAUGCCCCAUUAUCCCAGACAACCUUUUACAUCGGCGGCUAUCUUUUCUCAUCUCUGCUGGCAUGGGUUGCUACCAGCGGGACGGUGUGGUCCACAAUGAUGCUGAUUGCGCCCGCUUCUGGCAUCGAACUACAUCGCCGCCUACUCUCGACCAUCAUCGGCGCCCCAUUGUCGUAUUUUUCAAAGACUGACACAGGAGUCACGUUGAAUCGUUUCAGUCAAGACAUGCAGUUAGUAGAUAGGCAGUUGCCGCCGGCCAUCAUGUCCAUGUCAACUCAAAUCUUUAAGCUGCUCGUACAGGUGGUUUUGCUAGUCACCGCGCAGAAGCUGCUGGCCCUAACGCUACCCCUCUGCGCCACGGUUGUGUACCUCGUGCAACGGGUGUACCUACGUACCUCGCGGCAAUUGCGCCUGCUGGAUCUCGAGUCGCAAUCAGCAGUUUACUCGAGCUUCCUCGAAUCAGUCGAGGGCGUCACGACCAUCCGAGCCUUCGGCUGGGAGGGACAAGCCGAGCACGCCAACGUUGUCUGUCUCGAUGAGUCCCAGAAGCCGGCCUAUAUCCUCUUCUGUCUUCAGCAGUGGUUGGGAAUCGUUUUGGAUCUCAUGGUUGCUGCGAUUGCGACCGGUCUCAUCGCGAUUGCAGUCUUUUUCAGGGGAACGACGACUGGCGGACAGAUUGGCAUGGCGCUGAAUAUCGUGUUAGUUGCAAACACGACCCUUCUUAGCCUCGUAACAUCCUGGACGAAUAUGGAGAUCUCUUUGGGUGCUAUAUCUCGCUUGAAGACGUUGGAGGCCGAGACGCCGAAAGAGGAUCAGCCGCACGAGGACUUCGUGCCUACGGAGGCAUGGCCGUCAUCUGGAGCUGUCGAAUUCGACAAGGUCACUGUGUCAUACAAUCCCGAUGCAGUAGCUCUGCAAGACAUCACCAUGAAAGUCUCUCCGGGCCAGCAACUCGUCAUUUGCGGUCGAACAGGCAGCGGCAAAAGCACUAUGCUACUCACCCUCCUGCGCCUCUUGGACACGGAGGCCGGGAGUAUCAGGAUUGACGGGGUCGACCUGCGUCUUGUCCCGCGUUCGUUGAUCCGGCAGAAGUGCUUCAUCACGCCCUCUACUUCUCUCCCGGACGAAACAAUCGUCACGGCUCUUCAGAAAGUCAGCCUUGUGUCACACUUCCACCUGGGAGACACAAUCUCUGAGGAAGAAAUCCAUCACGCCUUGGACAGCCCACUGUCUUCCCUACCGCAAAUGUCCACCGGCCAAGCGCAGCUAUUCGCGCUGGCUCGAGCGCUCGUCCAACUCCAAUCUAUCAACCACUCCUCUAACCCAGCAGAAUACGAGCCGGAACGUCGACAAAUCAUGCCUAUCCUGCUACUCGACGAAGCCACAUCGUCGCUCGAUGCCGAGACCGAAUCGACCAUACGCAACAUCAUCCACCAAGAGUUUACGGAGAAGGGGCACACGGUCAUUGCCAUCACGCAUAGGCUGGGUGGCGUGACUGAAGGCAUGCGGCCGGGGCGAGAUGCCGUGGUCUUGUUGUCAAAGGGCAAGAUUGAGAAACUUGGUGAGGCGGAGGAUGUCUUGGACAUGGCAGCUCCGCGGGAGUAG
This is a messenger RNA of Colletotrichum orchidophilum, 3993 nucleotides long. RefSeq lists its product as uncharacterized. Gene Ontology annotation, cellular component: membrane. Gene Ontology annotation, biological process: transmembrane transport. The transcript is spliced from 19 exons. NCBI's taxonomy places the organism in Eukaryota, Fungi, Ascomycota, Sordariomycetes, Glomerellales, Glomerellaceae. The record is from RefSeq and is a predicted model, not a curated record. Gene Ontology annotation, molecular function: ABC-type transporter activity; ATP hydrolysis activity; ATP binding. The coding region runs from base 1 to 3993 and encodes 1330 amino acids.